Messenger RNA from Megachile rotundata (alfalfa leafcutting bee), 2697 nucleotides. It is a transcript of the gene BuGZ, whose product is annotated as Bub3 interacting GLEBS and Zinc finger domain protein. Gene Ontology annotation, cellular component: nucleus. The record is from RefSeq and is a predicted model, not a curated record. Lineage: Eukaryota; Metazoa; Arthropoda; Insecta; Hymenoptera; Megachilidae. Gene Ontology annotation, molecular function: DNA binding.
CAAGACCCUAGUGACUUUUAUUUAACAAUAUUGGUUACAAUUUCUUCCGUCAAAUACGGAAAAGAUGCAGUCGCCAUUUUGCCGUCAUCGGUUUUUACGUGUGUGUGCAGUGCAGUUUCUUCGGGACUGAAGUUCUUAAUACGUAGUCACGAAGCGUUAAUUGGCAUAUUUUUACUAAUUUUUAAUUGGUGAAAGUCAAUAAGAAAUAAUGGGACGUAAAAAGAAGAAGCAGUCCAGGCCCUGGUGUUGGUAUUGCAACCGAGAAUUUGAGGAUGAGAAAAUUCUCAUUCAGCAUCAAAAAGCAAAACAUUUUAAAUGUCACAUAUGUCACAAAAAGCUAUACACGGGACCAGGGCUUAGUAUACAUUGUAUGCAGGUACAUAAAGAAGCAAUAGAUAAGGUACCUAAUUCUUUGCCAAAUCGUAGCAAUAUUGAAAUUGAAAUUUAUGGUAUGGAAGGUAUACCACCAAAUGAUGCAAAAGAGCAUGAGAGGCAAAGAAAUGGAGGCAGACCUGGUUCGCCAAGCUCUGGCGAAGACGAACCUGUUAGAAAAAAGGCAAAACCAGAAGGUUUAUUGGGUUCUGCACCGGGAGCGAUGCCUACAGGUUCAAAUAUGAUGCCAGGCGUAAUGCCAGGUAUGGCAGCUCAUCCUGGUAUGCCACCCAUGGGACAGUUCCCACCACCCAUGCACCAUAUGAUGGGACCUAUGGGUCCUGUAGGUCCACCUUUCAUGGGACCUGGUAUGAUGCCUGGAAUGCCAGGCAUGCCUCCAGGUAUACAGCCACCUGUGUCAGGUGCAUCUAUACCACCCACACGACCGUUAUUCCCAAGUGCCGCAGCUGUUUCAACAGCUGCGUCUACAGCAGUAACUUCUCCUCUGGGCACAGAUUUUAAACCAAUUACAUCGGUGGCUGGCGGAUCUAUAGGGCCAGUUAAACCAACAUUCCCUGCUUAUAGUAAUGCAGAUAGUAAUACUACUACUAGUAAUAAUGUUGGAGGUGAUCAGAAAGUAAAUCUUAUAGCAACUACCAGUGCUGCCAUUAAAAUCAUUCACCCACCGGAGGAUCUUAGCCUAGAGGAAAUUAGGGCAAGACUUCCAAAAUAUCAGAGACGACAAAGUGAUGAAAGUAGAGUCACACAGACUGAUGUUAAUCAACAAGCUGCAGCAUUACAGCAGCAGCAACAGCAGCAGCAGCAACAACAGCAACAACAACAGCAGCAACAACAUCAGCAGCAGCAGCAAGCCGUUGCUGCUAAUGCAGCUGCUGCUUUUCAGGAUCAACAACAGAGGCAGCAAGCUGCGUUGAAUGCUCUUCAACAGCAGCAACAAAGAUUUCAGAGACCUCCACAAGCAGUAAUGGUUCCUGCAUCGGCAGCGAUGCCUGUUAGUUCCGUUGCGUUGAUGGCACCGCUUAUGCGGCCUACUAUGACUUUAGCUGCACCAGCUCUGAUUCAUGGAGGUAACAUGAUGCGACCGCCCCCCAUGGGCCUUCCACCAGGUGGGUCGAGCGGCCAACGAUAUUGCAUCAGUUCUGAUUCCUUCAACGCCGGACAGCCACACUUUGAUUUUGGACACAUCACGACCCUUUGGACGUGAAAUACCUCUUCUUGAAACUAGAGUACUCGGUAUCGGAAGCACGAUUACGCUAGAUUUAUAUUUUUAUAAUCGCGAUAUACAUAUACAUGUACUCGGUAUAUGCCUGCUUUAUCAAUUUACAAUUAGAGACAAUCGCGAUUUUACAGACAACGUUUUUUUUCCUGGAACGUUUAUAAAACGCUCUGUUGCGAAAUUGAUUCGAUUUUCGGCCGCUCGGCUGUUUCAUCGUAUAUAUUAUUAUUAUUUUCGUUUCUUUUCCGUUUCAUUAGCUUCUUUAUUCACUAUCUCGACUUGAUCAUAUUCUUCUUACGACUCACUUGCCAUUACCUCGCCAACCGUGUUAUCAUCCUAUUUCUUCAUAUUACUAUAUAGCUUGAAAUCCUGGUGUUGUGAUAUAGUAGUGAAGAAACUGCUUUUUGGGCACGGUACUGACAGUCGUUCGAAGUUGUCAUUUUGAAAAAAAAAUGAAAGGGAACUGGUGCAUAGUUUCAGUGAUUAUCCCUUCCUUCUUUAUUUUAUUUCAAGAAUUUUUUGUACCACUUUUUGUUAAUAUAUGAAAUAUCAAGUAGUUAAUUGCAUUGUUUAUUUUAGUGAUAUUUCUUUAAAAAUAUAAACUCCAAAGGUACAGAAAGAGGGAAGGGAUCAUUUGUAAAUGCCACUUUUUUUUCUAAUAUACGGUGUGUAUCAUGAAACAGACAAAGAAACGUGCAACAAGAACGAACGUAAUGUAUCUCCCUCACACCAUAGCCUAGCUUUUGUGUCACACAAACGAUUUUAGAUAAGUCGAAUCAAUCCACAGUAAGUAAAUGAUUUCACGUUAUCCAGUUUAUAUAUGAUUAUAACUGUAUACAAGUAAUUGCAGUCGUUUUAUAUAUAUUUAACUAUAAAUGCGUCUGAGUUGACAUUGUUAAACGAGGGGAUGGAAAUGUUGGUUGAAUUUUACUCUGAGAUAUAAAUGGUACCACAGGUACACGGAAUAGAAAGUUUAGAUUUACACUAGACUCUCGUUAUAUUGCCACUUUCACAUGAACUAAUAGUUCAUUAUCUUAACAAAUUUUUAACUUGGAUAUAACUUUCAUAUUUUUAAAUUUAGAAAUAUA